Molecule: messenger RNA, 1365 nt
Organism: Penicillium angulare
Lineage: Eukaryota; Fungi; Ascomycota; Eurotiomycetes; Eurotiales; Aspergillaceae
Exons: 1
Coding region: 1-1365 (454 amino acids)
Source: RefSeq, a predicted model, not a curated record
AUGUAUCCCUGGCACCACGCCCUGAGCGCCUGGGCAAAAGGUGCGGGUCUUCAGAUUGAUGCCCUGGGUCUUGUCACACUCCUCGGAGUAGAGGAAAUGGAUCGCAGUAUUGGACGACUGAUGCCAAGUGUAUAUUUUGACUACCUGCCUCUUCUGGGUGCAUUUGUUGUAGCUGGUGACCGUUUCACAGAGAGAAAGCUUGGAUAUGCACUUUACAACAUCUCAGCGGGAAUUGUCACAACUGAGUUAUCGGGGUGGUUUUCUCGGUGGCUUCGAGCACAAGAAUUCCAUAAGAUCCGAAGUAAAGUGACCUGGGAACUUGUGGACCGGCCUCCACGACGGAAAUCAUUUUCCGUCGGCCUAUUCCUCGUCAGUGUUCCGCUUCAUGGCAUGCUUUUGGCACUCACAGUUCUGGCGGCUGACUGGUGGGGUUUCGCAAAUGUGGUUGCAAUGAUCGUCUCGGUGCUUGUGAGACGCGUACAAGUCGCGGAAAACCAAGCAGGUAUUGAUGAGAAUAUUCGCUUGGCUGAAGAUGAGGCAACAGAGAGGUUAGCGAGAUAUGAGCAUUCCAAGAACCUCAAAGAGACGCGUCAACGCGAUGGGAAGAUGGAUGAAAAUGUCAAAAUUCCCAAGCGCCCCACAGACUUUGAUCCUGUCAAGAUAAUCCUUGUGACAGAAGAAUCCAAGGUUUUGACCCUUGCUGCUCCUGCAUUUCUUAUCAAGCCUGCUUUUACUGCUGCACCCCGUAUUACCCGCCCACGUUUCUAUCUGAUAUGUCGAAUUUUUGGGUGGGUCGCAUUUGCCGUCCAUGUCAUAAGUAUUGGCAUGGCUGCACUAUAUACCCAGAUUUGCACUGUCGUAUUGAUGAUCACGGCGACAGUCUUGACAGCAUAUAAAGUGGGUUGCGAGGACUCUCGGCUAGAAAUUACUAGCAUGGGAAAGCCACACGGCGAGUAUGAGAGAAGCGAAGAGUGGAGUUGCUGGGUUACAUCAAGAUUGAAAGCUACGAUUUCCUCGUAUCCAGUAGGAUAUACUGAAUGGGAGCCGACGCAAGGAUCAUCGGUUGAAAUUCUGAAAACACAAAAAGUCAAAGAAACGAUUUCCUCGUGGCCAUGGAGUCGCGGAAACACAACCACAACCACGGCCGACUUGGAACAUUCAGCACCUACAAAGAACACUCGAGCUGUCCAGGAACGACGACAAGAUCUUUUUGCCUGGCUGGAUCUCACAACAGAGGAAGACGACCGAAUGGUGGCUUGGCAUAUGAUUCCUCACAGCCAAGAUUGGAAAGAUGCAUAUUUAGAGAAGAAAGAGAUCCAUCGUCAGCGAACAAAAGGUUUACCAAACCAAACCCAACCCACAUAG